Messenger RNA from Symbiodinium pilosum, 405 nucleotides. Lineage: Eukaryota; Dinophyceae; Suessiales; Symbiodiniaceae. The record is from the annotation of a GenBank genome assembly.
AUGGCUCGACAGAAAGCAAGAGCUGCGUCCAACGGGGAGACCAAAGCUGACGAGAGUUCUGCAGCAGGAGCAAAGCCUUCGAAGCUGCGCACGGUUUGCCUGCGCGGCUGCGCAGUUGCUUUGCUGCUUCUGGUGGUUGCGGUCGGCUGCAGCAGCAUGCUCCUUCUCCCUGCUGAGACGCACCAGGUUGAACCUGUUGACUCGCCACGUGGUCCACCUGACGCGGCAUUUGCACAGGCUGCGAUCCCUCUUGUGCGGCAGUUCAUCAAGUCCCGAUACAAAGACUACGGGCAGGGAAAGGUGACCCUGAGACAUUUGAAGCAGCAUAUUGUUGCGAAGACGGACCUUGGUCUCACUUACGAGGACACCUUUUGGGGCUUAGGCUUUAGGGUUUGUUGGGGUUAG